This is a messenger RNA of Bombina bombina (fire-bellied toad), 2162 nucleotides long. It is a transcript of the gene PTN, whose product is annotated as pleiotrophin. Bases 177 to 662 code for a protein of 161 amino acids. Lineage: Eukaryota; Metazoa; Chordata; Amphibia; Anura; Bombinatoridae. Gene Ontology annotation, molecular function: growth factor activity. The transcript has 5 exons. The record is from RefSeq and is a predicted model, not a curated record.
AUCCCGGGGAAAGGCGCAGCAUCAGGAGCUGGUGAGGCUGGAGCUAAACUACAGAGAAAAAAUCAAGAUCACCAGGGAUCUGGGAGCAAACAGCAGAUCCGGAGCAAGGAUCCAGGGAGACAGGGAACAGGAGGCUAAGAAGACACAGAAUAAGGGCAGGAGCUUGUCUUGUAAAAAUGCACCGACAGCGCAGUAUGCUCAGGAUUUGCCUUGUGGCGUUCCUAUUGGUGGUAACGGUGUUUGGAACAGACAGUAUAAAGAAAGACAAACAAGAGAAAAAAGCUAAGAAAUCUGAUUGUGGGGAGUGGCAAUGGAGUGUCUGUGUCCCCACCAGUGGAGACUGUGGGAUGGGAACAAGAGAAGGGACUCGCACUGGAAAGGAAUGCAAGCAAACCAUAAAGACCCAGAAAUGCAAAAUCCCCUGCAACUGGAAGAAGCAAUUUGGAGCUGAGUGCAAGUACCAGUUUCAGGAGUGGGGUGAAUGUGAUCCUGAGACAGGAGUGAAGAUCAGAAAUGGAAGCCUUAAAAGGGCCCUGCACAAUGCAGAAUGCUCAAAAACCGUCACUUUGUCUAAGACAUGUGGAAAGACCACCAAACCCAAACCUCAAGAAUCCAAAAAGAAAAAAAAGGAAGGAAAAAAGCAAGAAAAGUUGAUGGAUUGAGCCAAACAGACUGAGAUUGUGAAGAGCACAUGACCUGGUGGCGUCUGCACUUGAGGGAUAGCUUAAAAAAAAAAAAUUCUACCUAGGCCUUCUUAACUGAUGUCCUAGCCUAGCUGUAGGAUAGCAGAAUGAGAACAUUUCUUUCGAUACGUUAGUAGGUUUGUUUGGUUAUGGGGUAAUAUUUUUUUAACUGUAACACUGUGUUAAGCAACAUUAAAGAAAAUGGUAUUUACAUUCAUUAGAUGUGUACAUAGCAAAAUGGAGUGUGUAAUAAACAUAGGGUUUCUGAAAAAAGGCUCUUUGGGAAGAAGAAGAUCUUGUAUAUAGCAUCUUCAUGUUACUGUAAUCAGUCCACAGUGAUUAAGGAAACCACACUAGAUUCAAUACCAAAUAUGCUUUGAAAAUUAUUUAGAUCAGACACCCAGGGGAAAAAAAUGCGUAAGCUAUUUUAUUUUUAUCGUAGGGUAAUUCCAAGAAUUUGUAUGGAUGCCUUAAUCUUUUCCAAGUGUAAUUGGGUUCCAUUCUCUUUUUUAGUUAUUUUAAUAGUAACUUCUAACUAAAACGUUCUGCCACUGAUAUCCAUAUAGGAGUAUUUCAUAAAUACAUAUAUCAGCUCUAAAAAAAUGCACAUUGAACCCUCCUAAAUGGUUUUCUUUUGUCUUCUUAAAUAGUGUGUGUUUUAAGAAACAGCAUAACAAUAAUAAUAUAUAUAAUUCUACUGUUAAAGCAACAUUGUACUCAAAUAUUUCCCAUCCUCCAAGGAAGAGAUGCAUUGAAAUAGGUUGAAACAAUGUUUUUGCCUGAAAUUAAUGUGCAAAUUCUAAUUGGCUGAUAGAUACAAGGAGCAUUUGUACCUGUCAGCCAAUAAGCAUUAUUAGGAAGUACAGAACGGAUACUGCUGUAUUAGUUUCAAAAUAAAUUUAAUUAGAGCUUUCAGGCAAAAAAAAUUAAAAAAAUAUAUACUCAAAUAAUACGCUUGCAAUGAAUGACAUUUUUUUUAGUACAAUGUCCUCUUAAUUAUGGUAAACAGCAGUGUUUCUGAACUCCAGCUGCCAAGUACCAGUAACAGGCCAGAAUGAAAGGUUUUCCCUAUCUGAACAUGGGAGUCAAUCAGAACGAUCAAUCUACUGAAUAGCCCUACAAGGGAAUUUCUACAAAUCUGGUUUGUAAGAGGUACUUGAGAACUCAAGAUGAGAAACAAAGAAUGUUAAAACCCGAUGGAAGGUCGUAUUAUUUUUCAAUGGUUCAUGAAAGUGCUGAGUGACUCUGCGUGAAAAUUCCAUUUCAUCAAGGUGCAAUUAUGUUCCCGUUUGAUACAUUUCUCCCUAAGAGAACUUGAUCUUACUGAUUCAGCUGUAAAAUGAACAAAUAUAGAAUAAUAUUAUACUAAACAACGACUGCGUCCUAACAUUGUAAAGGUGUUGUUUAUCCAGAGUUGUCAGUGUAUAAUCAACUUGCUUAGUGGAAUAAAUACAUUAAAUAAACUAAUAAAGAAAACAA